Messenger RNA from Nymphalis io (European peacock), 2850 nucleotides. RefSeq lists its product as uncharacterized. Bases 1 to 2850 code for a protein of 949 amino acids. The transcript has 6 exons. NCBI's taxonomy places the organism in Eukaryota, Metazoa, Arthropoda, Insecta, Lepidoptera, Nymphalidae. The record is from RefSeq and is a predicted model, not a curated record.
AUGGGGACGGCCGAAAUUGAAGCAAUUUUAAAUGAAAUCAAACAUAGAGAAUUACAAAUGAUUGCGCAACAGGAGCCUUCUGUGUCGGAAUUAAUUAGUAGUACUGUUACGGAAACAACAUUUCUGGCAGUUUCUCAUCCAAAGUCACGGAUAAGCACUAUUUUAUCACUCGAUAAAGAUAACAAAGUUAUCAUUGAGAGUACAACUCUAAAUAAUGUUGCCAUAGAUGAAAAACAGCAACAUAAUAUUAAUCAUCGGUCUCUGAAACACGAUGCUACCACUUUAGCAUAUAAUGUUGAAAAUGAAGUAAAAAAGACCAAAGCAACUGUCAAAGAAAAAAUUAAUAAAAUGUGUACUAAAGCAACUGCAAGGACCAAAGCUGUAGCUAAAUCAUCGAAAAAGGUUCAUAGAAAUAUCACAAGAAUGUCACAAACACGGAAGCCGAUAGUAAAAACAACGGUUAGAAAAUUACUCUACAGUCGAAAGUUAAACAAAAAUAAAUUUACUACAACAUUACAUUCAAUACCCGUUUUGAACGACGAUUAUUCAAUGCUGUCAGUUUUUGAAUUAUUGUUGACUAAAACACAUGAAAAUAAUAUGAUGAAUAUAUUAUCAACAAAAAACUUUCCAAUUAAACGAGAAAUAAAAUCCAAAGAAUUAAUUGAAAAUACAAAUAAUGAUAAGACUAAAUAUGAAGAAUUUGACUCUGCAAAUAUUGAUUAUAAUUAUAAUAGUGCUACACCUUCUGAGCAAAAUGUUCAAUCUGAAAAUAUACCUGAAGAUACUAGUUUUGAGUCUCUAAGCAACAAAAUAUCAUACAAUGAUUAUGUCAAUGGUUUUAAAUAUUAUUUGAAUUUUCAAAAGGAUGCCGAUGAUCAAAGAUUUUCAAAUCUCAUUCGGUAUCAAGCUCAUAAGCACCAUAAAGUAGAUGACAUAGGAAAAUUUAUUCUUAAUAAAAUCCCUCAAUUACCAACAACUAGAUUAAAAAGAAAAUUCGUUGAGACAGAAACUUUAGAUGACCAAGACGUUUCAACUAAAAGUGAAGAUUCUUGGUUUAAAAAACAUUUCUUUAUAUUUUUAGACAAAGACACUCCUAAAAAAUUUCAUUCAGUACAAACUGUCUCAUUCAAAGAUUCCAUUACAAAAUUAUGUAAUAAAAUUACAAAAUUUAAUAAUUCUAAAAGUAUUACUACUGACUCAUAUAAAACGAAUAAUCAUGUUACAACUCCUAUGACACCUUUGAUUUCGAAAAAAUAUACUACGAAGAAGAAAGAAGGCUUAAAAAAAGAAAAUCCAGGUUUUACAAAUAUAAAUAUGGAAGAUUUUAAAAAAAGAUACAAAAGAAAGAAUAUCGGAAAAUGGAAUUUUAAUAAAAAGCUUAGACCUAAGAGGAACCUGGACUGUGCAAAAGGAGUAGAAGAUUUGAAAUCGACUUUGAGUAUGAAGAGCAUAGGCUAUGUUGAUAUUAAUUCAGUUCAAAAAAAAACAGGACAUAUAAAUACUCCACCUGAGCAAUAUUUUAAGACUCCAAUACCUAUGGAUGUCGAUGAUUUCAAUAAAUUUUUAAAAGAAGAAAAUAUUGACGUGUUAUCCGUUACAUCUCCUUUAAGAGAUUCAGUUUCUAAAAUUGUAGAGUCAAGGAAAUCUAGCAGUAAACUUGUCCCAAAGCUGUCAAGUUCACAGAUAUUAGAACAAAAUAUUUUAAAAGAUUUGAAGACAUCGACGUAUAAUGUGAAGAAAAAACACGGAAAACGGGACCUCGGUGAACGUAAAUACUUUACGGCAAAAGAUGUUGCAGCCUUAGAAGUCAUCGUUGAUUUAAUGAAAAAUACCCAAGGGUUUGUAGAAAACGAAAAAAAUAAAGAGUAUACACGUAGUAAUAAAAAUAAUUCGUACACAACCUUUUUGGAUAAAGAAAAUCAACUAAACUCAAUUCAAAUUCAUAUCGCAAUUCCACCAGGCGUUACCGAUAGAAAAAGAUCCCUAGAAUCUGUCAAUGUUCGUAAAGUAUUCUCAGCGAUAAUGUCAACUCCAGUUGAUUUAGAAUAUCAGAUACUCACUUACGAUGAGACAACGAUUGCGCCAACAACGGUUAAGCAAAAUAUACUAUCGCCAGGUUUAUAUUUAUUGGUUGAAAAUACUAACAGUACUUGUCCGAAAGGUAAUUUUGCAUUGAAGCCCUUGAGUUCGAUAGAAACUUCUAAUUUUAAUAUAAGACAUGCAACAUCAACCGUAUUAGAAAAAUCAGAAACAAUAGAUACAAUGAGCAAUACAGAUAGUUUUUCUUUAAAAAGUAAAGAGACAGAAAAUGAUCAUAGUUUUACAACCAAUGAUGAGAUUAAAUAUAAGCGUAGUGUAAAUAUGGCUCAAACGAACAAAAACUUUAUUACAAGAAGUUUUGCAGAGAAAAAUAAGAAAAGACAUAUUGAUUUAAAUGCAGUUAAGAGAUUUUUCGGCCAUGACAGAGUUUGUCAUUGUAGUUGUAAAGUAAAUAAAUCUAUGUGUAAGUCAUGUGCUGAAAGUGAUAAAGUUAUUUCUGAAUUAAUUUUCGAGUUUGAUAACCUAGAGAAAUAUGUAGUUGAUCAUUGCACAGAAAUACAAACGUUCUUCUGGAUGAAUCCAGCUGGCGGGAAAAAGUUAAGAAGUGUGAUUCUUAGAAUUGAUAAACGUUUGAAUGAUUAUUAUAAGAGAGUAAAGGGCAAAUGUCAAGGGCGAACUUGUCAAAUGAUAUCAUCGAAUAUUGAUAAACGAUAUUUACGCGUCAAUGAACUUGAUCAUCAGCUACUGAAUAGGCUAAAUGCGCUAUUCGAUAAUUUACAAAACAUACCUAAAUGUCACAUGGGAUUCUAG